AAUAAACAUGUCAAAGUUGUCAAAAACCUGUGUUGUAAUAUAACCUAAAAAUUGGUAAAUAUUUUGUAAAUAUUCAAACCCUUCUGUUUUCGCACAUUGUAAGUGGGUUUAUAUGUUGUGAUAAACAUACAGGCAAGUUUCUUAGCAUAAUCCUGUGAAAUAUAUCGCCGAAAUAGUGAACUAAACAGGAUGCCAGCACCGGACUUAUUAUCAAGCCAAGGCUUAAGGCUUGAUGGUCGCAGACCUAAUGAAUUACGACGAAUAAGAUGUAAACUAGGUGUAUUCACACAGCCUGACGGUAGUGCAUACUUAGAGCAGGGUAAUACGAAAGUUUUGGCUGCAGUUUAUGGACCUCAUCAGGCAUCUAAAUCCAAAUCUUCACCAGAUGGUGUUGUAGUGAACUGUCAAUACAGUAUGGCUACUUUCUCUACAGGAGAAAGAAAAAACCGUCCCCGAGGUGAUCGCAAGUCCCAGGAGAUGUCUCUGCACUUGAGGCAGGCUUUGACAGCUGCCAUCAAAACUGAGCUCUACCCUCGGUCACAGAUUGACAUCUAUGUAGAAGUUUUACAGGCAGACGGCGGCGCCUACUGCGCGGGCGUAAACGCGUCAACCCUAGCGCUGAUCGACGCUGGCAUCCCGUUACGCGCGUGCGCCGUCGCCUGCAGCGCCUCCAUGGCGGGCCGCGGCGGGCAGCCGCUGGCCGACGUCGGCCACGUGGAGGAGGCCAACGGCGGCGUGGUGCUCACCGUCGCCGCGCUGCCCAGCACCGGCAACAUAGCCUUACUGGAGAUGUCGCAUCGCCUUCACAUGGACUACUUUGACGUCGUGCUGAGCAGAGCGAUGCAGGGCUGUCGCGACAUUGAGGUGAUAUUGGACAAAGCUGUGAGAGAACAUCUGGCAGAAGGCUGGACGAAACAAGACGUGGUGACCAUUUGAAAUAAAUUUGUAUUUUCUAUCAAA
Ostrinia furnacalis (Asian corn borer) is the source of this 960-nucleotide messenger RNA. RefSeq names its product exosome complex component Ski6 (gene Ski6). Gene Ontology annotation, molecular function: RNA binding. The transcript has 6 exons. The coding region runs from base 190 to 936 and encodes 248 amino acids. NCBI's taxonomy places the organism in Eukaryota, Metazoa, Arthropoda, Insecta, Lepidoptera, Crambidae. Gene Ontology annotation, cellular component: nucleolus; cytoplasmic exosome (RNase complex); nuclear exosome (RNase complex). The record is from RefSeq and is a predicted model, not a curated record. Gene Ontology annotation, biological process: rRNA catabolic process; nuclear mRNA surveillance; poly(A)-dependent snoRNA 3'-end processing.